UGGAAUUUCCCGCUAUUUAUGAUGUCGUGGAAGAUCGGGCCGGCAUUGGCCACCGGAAACACCUGUGUUGUCAAACCCGCUGAACAGACUCCGUUAACUGCACUGUAUUUGGCGAGUCUCGUGAAAGAGGCCGGUUUCCCACCCGGUGUUGUCAACGUAGUGCCCGGCUAUGGGCCCACUGCCGGAGCCGCGCUGUCCGAGCACCUGGAUGUGGACAAAGUGGCGUUCACAGGGUCGACAGAGAUCGGCAAAAUCAUUCAGUCGGCCGCCGGAAAGUCCAACACCAAGAGAGUGACCCUCGAAAUGGGCGGCAAAUCACCGCUCGUUAUCUUCGACGACGCAGACCUCGAGGCAGCCGUUCAGACCGCGCAUGUGGGAGUGUUCCUGAAUAUGGGUCAGUGCUGUUGUGCCUCAUCGCGAAUCUUCGUCCAGGAAAGCAUUUACGAUAAGUUUGUGCAAAGAUCGGUGGAGUUGGCGAAGGCCCGGGUGGUGGGCGACCCCACAGACCUUAAGACACAACAGGGCCCGCAGAUCGACGACGUCCAGUUCAACAAGAUUUUGGGUCUCAUUGACGUCGGACGCAAAGAGGGCGCAAACCUCUUGACCGGCGGUCAGCGAUGGGGAACUCAGGGCUACUUCAUUCAGCCCACA
Molecule: messenger RNA, 651 nt
Organism: Oppiella nova
Lineage: Eukaryota; Metazoa; Arthropoda; Arachnida; Sarcoptiformes; Oppiidae
Source: the annotation of a GenBank genome assembly